This is a messenger RNA of Peromyscus maniculatus bairdii (prairie deer mouse), 1870 nucleotides long. The record is from RefSeq and is a predicted model, not a curated record. NCBI's taxonomy places the organism in Eukaryota, Metazoa, Chordata, Mammalia, Rodentia, Cricetidae.
AGGAAUAAGAAUCCAUCAUGAAAGAAGGUGUGAUAGCAAGUAGCAGGAGCAGGCUUCCUUCCAGGACCAGGAAGAUGAGAGUGAUCACAUCUCAUCCACAAAAAGGAAGCAGAAAAGCCUCCCAAGCCAGACUGCAAGCUUCAUGCUUUAAGGCUCUGUCAUCUCUUACCUGAACCCCUGCACCUGCCUUCUCUCAAGUCUCUCAGUUCCCAUCUCCCCCACCACAGCCUGAGCCCCUUAUAGCAGCUAGAGGGAUUCUGUGAAAGCAGGAAAGCAUCAAGUCAUCAUGACUUCCCAUAAUCCUUUGAAGAAAAACUAAUAUGGAAAUGACUCAGCAAUCUCAAUUGCAGGAACAUGCCCAGAAGUGAGAGCGUGGGCAGACAUGUGCACACUCAUGCUACAUCAGAGUAUUUCUCCAGAGCCAAAAAGGGAAGCCAGCAGUGACUAUAGAUGGUAAAUGGACAAUAAAAUGUAGCAUCUAUGUGCAAUGGAACCUUUUCCACCACAGAAAGGAAGGGAAUGCUGACCAUGCUAUGCUAUGACAUGAACUUGAAGACAUCAUGACAAUCAAAAUCAGUCACACUGAAUAAAAUAAGCCAGACCUGGAAGGAUACCUGCAAGUAGAAGUGUUCCUUUUGUGUCUGCGAACCUGAACACCUGCACCUCAUAAGGGGCCUUGUCAUCUCACUCGCUAGAGGAAGCUGAAGAUUAACAGCUAUACCACUUUUCCUAUAGAGAUGACAUCCUCUGAACAAGGAGAUGGAAAAGAAAUGCCUAUUUACCCCAGUAGUGAAGAAGACGGACCAAAGAAGGAUUUCCAGCUUGUUUUAAAGAACACCUUGGAAAAAAGGGGAGUGUUAGGACAUUUAAAAGCAAGGAUCCGUGCUGAAGUUUUCAAUGCCCUGGAUGAUGAUCAUGAACCCCGACCAUCAUUGUCUCAUGAAAACCUUCUAAUUAAUGAAUUAAUUAGGGAGUAUUUGGAAUUCAACAAAUAUAAGUACACAGCCUCUGUCCUUAUAGCAGAAUCUGGUCAACCCAUAGUUCCAUUGGACAGACAGUUUCUCAUCCGUGAACUAAAUGCCUUUGAAGAAUCAAAAGAUGACUCAAUUCCUCUGUUGUAUGGAAUUUUAGCCCAUUUCUUGCGUGGUCCUCCAGAUGACAUCCAGAAUUUGUUUCUGACAGAGUCGACACUCCAGCCUCCAAAUAGGCAUCCCAGCUGGAAGCCCAACAGAAGACCAAAGGAUGACCACCUGAAGAAGGACACGGGGCCAAGCACCAUGACUGAAGAGCUUCAUGCUGCUGUGCAAGCAGUCAGUAGAUGAUACAUAUACCAGGCUGUCUGAUCUCAGCCGUGUAUGUGGAGUAACUAACUUAUUAUUCCCGAUACCAUAGAUUAGACCACCACAGUUUGUAAAUGUUUGAUAGUCUCCAUUUAGCCCCUCAAGUUUUACUGCAUCUAUGAAAAACUAAUCCAUCAUCUAGCUUGCUAGAAGCUACUGGAGAAAAAAAUGUGCUGUUUUCAGGAUUUUUUUUUUUUGGGGAGGGGGUUGGUUUUUUGUUUGUUUUUCAAGACAAGGUUUCUCUGUGUAGCUUUGGCUGUCCUGGAACUCAGUCUGAUCAGGCUGUCGUGGCACUCACAGAGAUCCACUUGCCUCUACCUCUCGGGUGCUGAGAUUAAAGGUGUGCACUACCACCGCCAGGCCAGGAUGUACUUGUAAAGUUCUUAAGUUUGUGAAAACUGAAAAGUACUUCUUCCUUUUCUUUAGAGGCCAUCUCUAAGGGCUGUGAAUGUACCUCCAGUAAAGCACUUGCCUUGCAUGUGUAGGUCCCGGGUUCAGUUGUAGCACUGAAAAUAAAAUACAAGUACAGA